AAGUAUAUUCAACGCGGGACUGUUUACUGUUUACGGUUUUUUUUUUUUGUGGUCGUCCCUCGCACCACCGUUAGGCGCCAAGCGGUAUCGGACCGAGAAAGUGAGAAGUUUCAAGUUUGAAAAUAUUAAGUAUUUUCUUGAAAACUUGAACUACAUUAAUUUUAUUAUUAGUAUGUUUUUCUAUUUUUUAUUUUUUUUAAAUCGUUUAAUUUAAACACUGAAUUUUAAACUCGAGUUUUGCUUCUUUUAACAUUGCAUUAUUGAAUCUUUAAUUUGAUAUUAAAUUUUAACAUUACACAAUCAAAUCGUUUGUAUGUAUUGAUAAUCGAUUGGUUGAUGUACAACUUACUAUUGUUGAUAUUCCAAGUGAUAUACCUUUAGUAAACAUAUAGACUGUGAUUAAAAUGGAUGAUAAUAUUGAUUUGAAAACUCCUACUGAAUCGAUUAAAACUGAAAUGGUCUCGACAAACGGUAAUGAUGUGCCCAAAGAAAAUUUCAGAGAUAAUUCCACUAAGUCUACACCAAUUACAAAUAAAAUUCCAGAAAAUAGUAAUCAAACCAUCAACUGUUAUUGCAAUAAAGACAGGAAUUACAAUAUUAUUGAACUGUUAUGUGCCAACUGUAAUCGUUGGUAUCAUGAAUCAUGUAUUGGUUAUCAACUGGGUAAAUUGGUUCCGUUUAUGGUGAAUUAUAUAUUUGUCUGUAAAAACUGUUCACCUACUGGUCUAGAAAGUUUCAAAAAAAAUCCAGCGAUGUUCCCACAAAUGUGUGUGACUGCAAUUGGAAAUUUAAUGCAGGAAACUAUUAAAAAUGGAAACCCUCAAAUUUAUUUCUCGAGGGAUAAAGAUAUUAUUCCUUUUAUUGAAUCACACUGGGAGAGUAUGACUACAACUGCAAGAAGAGUUACACAAUCGUGGCAUUCAACAAUUACGAGAUCAUUAGUAAAGGAAACAGACGUUUUAUUCGGUGUAGUAAAUGGUGAAAAUGGUUCCCAAUCUUAUAAGCUAUUAUUUGACAUUUCGCAAAUAAAACCAAAUUAUGAAGCGAUGAUUAAAGGAGGUCAUCUUAAAGUUACAGAAACUGGAAUUCAACCUACCGUCACAACUGGUCUCAAAGGACGUGGUGCUAAAAGAAAAACACUUGGUGAUGGAACUAGCGGGAUAGGUAGUGGUAAAAAGGGUAGAAGUGCUGGUGAUCAAUCAAAUGUUAAAUUGCCUGCUCAUGGAUACCCACUUGAACAUCCAUUCAACAAAGAUGGUUAUAAAUAUAUAUUAGCUGAACCAGAUCCUCAUGCUCCAUUUAGACAAGAAUUUGAUGAGUCUAAUGAGUCUGCUGGAAAGUUGAUUCCGGGAUGGUUAUAUAGACCCCUUUGUCCGAACCAAGUAUUAUUGGCACUACAUGAUCGUGCACCACAGCUACAUAUUUCUGAAGACAGAUUAUCAGUAACUGGAGAGAAAGGAUAUUGUAUGGUACGAGCUACACACAGUGUUGCGAGUGGAAAUUGGUAUUGGGAGACAACAGUUGAAGAAAUGCCUGAUAAUUCAGCUUGUCGUAUUGGAUGGAGCCAAGAAUUUGCAAAUAUACAAGCACCAUUAGGAUAUGAUAAAUUUGGUUAUUCAUGGAGAUCUAGAAAAGGUACAGUGUUCCAUGAGAGUCGUGGAAAACAUUAUAGUAACAGUUUUGGUGAAGGCGAUACAUUAGGCAUAAUGAUAUGUCUACCUAACAAUACGGUAUCUCUUCCACCAACUCAUAAAGAUUUGAUAUUGAUAAAAUUCAAAAGCCAUUUAUAUUAUGAAGAACAGUCUCAAGAUAGUAGUCGUGAUGCACUUAAAUGCUUGAAACCACUAGUUGGGAGUAAAAUAAUAUAUUAUAAAAAUGGAGAAUGUUUUAAUGAAAGUGCUGUCGACUUAUAUGAUGGAAAAUAUUUUCCAACAGUAUCUUUGUACAAAAAUUGUACCUUAUCAUUAAACUUUGGACCCAAUUUCAAAUACCCACCACCGCAAACAGAUAAUUUCAAAUAUAAAGGAGUAUGGGAAAGGGCUGGUGAAGCCAUAUGUGAACAAACUUUAGCUGAUAUAUCAUUUUUAACAAUAAAUGAAGGUAAAUUAAAAUUGAGCGAUAUAUAAUGAUAUUACUUGGUAUCAAAUUAUGCUGUUUUUUGUAAUAUUAUUUUUUUUAUUGUAUUUGAGUCUAAGUAAACAUAAAUACUGCCUUAUUCUAUAAGCCUACAAGUAAUCUUAAUUAAUCUUUUCUAUAUACUCUAUGUAAACAUGGUAAUUUUGUACAAAAUAAAAUAAACUACAGUAAAAAAGUAA
Molecule: messenger RNA, 2315 nt
Organism: Rhopalosiphum padi (bird cherry-oat aphid)
Lineage: Eukaryota; Metazoa; Arthropoda; Insecta; Hemiptera; Aphididae
Gene: ash2
Product: set1/Ash2 histone methyltransferase complex subunit ASH2
Exons: 10
Coding region: 405-2126 (573 amino acids)
Cellular component (GO): Set1C/COMPASS complex
Molecular function (GO): protein binding; transcription cis-regulatory region binding
Source: RefSeq, a predicted model, not a curated record